Messenger RNA from Cucurbita moschata (crookneck pumpkin), 2090 nucleotides. Its product is annotated as ABC transporter G family member 14-like. The transcript is spliced from 5 exons. Lineage: Eukaryota; Viridiplantae; Streptophyta; Magnoliopsida; Cucurbitales; Cucurbitaceae. The record is from RefSeq and is a predicted model, not a curated record. Gene Ontology annotation, molecular function: ATP binding; ATP hydrolysis activity; ABC-type transporter activity. The coding region runs from base 129 to 2042 and encodes 637 amino acids. Gene Ontology annotation, cellular component: membrane.
UACAGAAAAAAAAAAAAAAAAAACCCAUUUCCCAAUUCUCUGUUCUUAUGAAACAGAGUUAAGAAACAACAAAUCCAACAGAGUUUAGAAGCCAAACAAGAUUUGAAGCUCUUCCAACUUUCUAGGAAAUGUCUGAUCCUCAGAACGACGCCGUUCUUGCUUACCAGACCAAUAAUGUCCACCAUCAGCUUCCCCUUCUCACAGUUACUCUCAAGUUUGAAGAACUCGUUUACAAAGUGAAAUUACAAGGGAAAGGCGGCGGCUGCUUUGGCGGCGGCGGCGGUUCGUUGGAAGCUACUAGAGAAAAAACCAUUCUCAAUGGCCUUAGUGGCGUUGUCUUACCCGGCGAAAUCCUUGCCAUGCUUGGCCCUUCCGGCAGCGGUAAAACUACCCUUUUGACGGCUCUUGGCGGCCGUUUAUCCGGGAAACUCUCCGGUAAAAUCACUUACAACGGCCAGCCAUUUUCCGGCGCCACCAAGCGCCGGACUGGGUUUGUUGCCCAAGAUGACGUUUUGUACCCUCAUUUAACCGUCGCUGAAACCCUUCUCUUCACUGCCCUUCUCCGCCUCCCUUCCUCCCUGACCGCCGACGACAAAGCCCAAGCCGUUGAGCGAGUCAUCUCCGAGUUGGGUCUGACUCGGUGUCGCAAUAGUAUGAUCGGUGGCCCACUUUUCCGGGGAAUCUCCGGCGGAGAGAAGAAAAGAGUUAGUAUUGGUCAAGAGAUGCUGAUUAACCCGAGCUUGCUGUUGCUGGAUGAGCCUACCUCCGGCUUGGACUCGACCACUGCCAUGAGAAUUCUUACCACCAUUAAACGGUUAGCGAGUGGCGGUCGGACCGUCGUGACGACGAUUCACCAACCGUCGAGCCGCCUCUACCACAUGUUUGAUAAGGUUAUUUUGCUGUCGGAAGGCAGCCCUAUCUACUAUGGCUCAGCUUCAUCUGCCAUGGAUUACUUCUCCUCCAUUGGAUUCUCAACUUCCAUUACAAUCAAUCCAGCUGAUCUCCUUCUUGAUCUUGCAAAUGGAAUAGCCCCUGAUUCAAAGUAUGCAAAUGAAGGAGGAGAGAACAUAGAAGAAGAACAAAAGGGAGUGAAGGAAGCACUAAUUUCAGCUUAUGACAAGAACAUUUCCUCCACUUUGAAGGCUGAGCUUUGCAGUUUGGAUGCCAAUAGCUUCACCAACUAUGCAAAAGAUGCCUCAAAGAGAGAAAGGAGAUGCACAGAGGAGUGGUGCACCAGCUGGUGGUAUCAAUUCAGAGUGCUGUUGCAGAGAGGGCUGAAGGAGAGACGAUAUGACGCCUUCAAUCGGCUGAGGAUUUUUCAAGUCAUUAGCGUUGCUUUUCUUGGUGGACUCCUUUGGUGGCACACUCCAUCCUCUCACAUUGAAGAUCGCAUAGCGUUGCUGUUCUUCUUCUCAGUAUUUUGGGGGUUCUACCCACUCUACAACGCAGUGUUCACAUUCCCACAAGAGCGCAGCAUGCUAAUAAAGGAGCGCUCAUCCGGCAUGUACCGUCUCUCCUCCUACUUUCUAGCGCGCACAGUGGGCGACCUCCCAUUAGAGCUGGCCCUCCCCACAGCCUUCGUAUUCAUAAUCUACUUCAUGGGAGGCCUCAACCCCCACCCACCCACCUUCCUCCUCUCCCUCCUCAUCGUCCUCUACAGCGUCCUCGUCUCCCAAAGCCUCGGCUUGGCCUUCGGCGCCAUCCUCAUGGACGUCAAGCAAGCCACCACUCUCGCCUCCGUCACCACCCUCGUCUUCCUCAUCGCCGGCGGCUACUACAUCCAACAAAUCCCCCCCUUCAUCCUCUGGAUGAAGUACCUCAGCUACAGCUACUACUGCUACAAGCUGCUCUUGGGCGUGCAGUAUCAAAACGACGACGUUUACGAGUGUCGGAAUGGGGAGCUUUGUCGGGUGGCGGAUUUCCCGGCCGUUAAAUCUGUCGGGUUGGAUGGGCUGUGGGUUUGUGUCUGUAUUAUGGCGCUCAUGUUGGUGGGUUACCGCUUGAUUGCGUAUUUGGCUCUUCAUAGGGUCAGAUUGAGAUGAAAAUCUUAGGGUUUUUUUUCUUUUUUUGGUAAAAUUAUAUGUUUUUGU